Molecule: messenger RNA, 628 nt
Organism: Eutrema salsugineum
Lineage: Eukaryota; Viridiplantae; Streptophyta; Magnoliopsida; Brassicales; Brassicaceae
Exons: 1
Coding region: 1-408 (135 amino acids)
Biological process (GO): response to auxin
Source: RefSeq, a predicted model, not a curated record
AUGGCUAAACUCGGGAAGCUAACAAAACUCAAGUUGGCCAUAAAGAAAUGGCCUUCCUUUACCAAGAACCACUACUCAACCACCGUGUCCACUGCCUCCCCCGCCGCCUCCGAUGUCUCUAAGUGCGACGAUCUUCAACUGUUUUACGUCGGGAAGUCUCGAAGACCAUACAUGCUUAAUUCCCACGUCAUCAACCAUCCGCUUUUCCAAGAACUACUUGAUCGAUCGUCGAGCUUCGUGGAAGAACGCCACGAUCAAAAGACAGUCUUGGUAUCUUGCGAAGUUGUAUUGUUCGAACACUUGUUAUGGAUGCUCAAGAAUAGUUUCUCCGAUCACGGCGACGAUGAUGAUGAUGAUGAUCGCGAAAGAGGAUCCGUCGAGGAGUUAGCUGAGUUCUACACUUAUUGACGGCGAAAUAUACUUAUUUUCUUAUAAUUCAUAUUAUAUUAAUUGAAAAUUUUUGAUUUGAUUCUACAUGAUCCAAUGCGGUCACAGAAAAUUUCCUUUGCUUUUGUUUUUUCCAGAGCAAUUUUUUGAGAUUUGGUACUCUUAAUGAAUAGGGACUUCUUCCCUAUACUACAAACUACAAAUUGUAAUUCCUUCAAUGAUAAAACUGAUGUUCUAAAUU